This is a messenger RNA of Anguilla anguilla (European eel), 1402 nucleotides long. Its product is annotated as schwannomin-interacting protein 1-like. The transcript is spliced from 4 exons. NCBI's taxonomy places the organism in Eukaryota, Metazoa, Chordata, Actinopteri, Anguilliformes, Anguillidae. The record is from RefSeq and is a predicted model, not a curated record. Gene Ontology annotation, biological process: positive regulation of hippo signaling. The coding region runs from base 56 to 562 and encodes 168 amino acids. Gene Ontology annotation, cellular component: cell junction; plasma membrane.
GUGUUUCCUCUCCCUGAAUCUCUACUCCCUGGAGGUUCUUUUCAGGAAGCAUAGGAUGGAUGGAGAGAAAGAAAGAGAGAGGGAGAGGGGAGAGGAGAAGGAGAGCGAUGAUGCAGAGGAUUUCAGUCAGGCUAUGGAUGGGGCAGUCCUGGAAUGGCAGGAGAGGUAUCCUGAAGAUGACCUAGGAUUGCCCAUCAUGCAUUGGGAGGCCCUGAGCCUACGGAUUGCAGAAUUGGAGAAACAAGAAGAGGACAGAAGAUCAAAGAGUACCAUUGUUCUGGAACAUGGGAGUGUGUCUAGGGGCUGGAUUGAAGAAAGGGAGCAAGUGAAUCAGAGGGAGACUUGGGAAGGAGGAGCGGAAGAUGAAAGCAGUCGAGUUACUGCUCUUACUUCACGUCUCCAGACUCAAAUGAAUCUGCAGCUGUGCUUCAUCAACAACAGUGAGAGUGAGGAUGAGGAUGAUGACAGAGAGGCUGGAAGAGAGGCAGUGUGUUUGAGGUCAUCGUCUUGCUGGAGGAUGAAGUGUCAGCUGAUGAGGUUGGAGGAAUUUACUUGUUCAUAGCCAGACAAAAUAAGUCCAUGCACUUCUGAAUUCAUCCUACUGAUGCCAUCUUCAGUUACAUCAUCAAUAAAGAUGAGUGAGCCUGUUCCAGCAGCAGCCAUUCAUGCCCAUGCCAUGAUAUCUUCUCCUCUAUAUUUCACAGAUGAAGGGGGGUGCUUUGGAUCAUGGGCUGUUCCUUCCUUUUUCCACGCUUUUGGCAUUCCCUCAUUUUGAUAAAGUUAUAUUUUGGACUCAUCUGUCCAUUAAACAUUGUUCCAAAACUCUUGUGGCUCAUCUCUGUAUUUUCUCGUGAAUUCAAAACUGCCCUUAUCUUGUUGCUGCUAGGAUUUUUUGCAGCAUCGCUCCUACAAUUCUGUUCUCAAAUUCUUCUGCAUAUGGUGGCUUGUGACAUUUUCACCCCUGCCCUGUGGAGCCUGCUAGUGAUGUUGUUUUCACUGACCGUUGUUUUAGGGUUUUUCUUCAGAGCUCUUAGGAUAAGUCUGUUAUCAACUGCAGUUGCCUGGCCUGUACACGGGCUGCCAGAAGUGAUUUCUUUCAUUUUCAAGAGUUUCCAAACUGCUGUACUUGAUAUACUCAGUUUUAAUGCUAUCCUUCUUAAUGAAUUCUUCUGUCCUUUCAGUUUGCUGAUUAGUUGUUUAUCAGCCAUACUGCUAGUGUUUUGGUCUUCAUACUGGUGUAUGCCCUGACUCCAAAUGUAAUCUCCACAGAUGAAAACAAAGACUAAAACCAUGUCUAGACACUCACUGCCCUUUUGUGUAGACAGUCCAUGCAAAAUGAAACGUGAGCAACAGGUAACACCUCUGAGUCAUCUUACUUUUGCACAGAUGAGAAUGGGGAACU